AUGUCUGUGUCCUUGUCCAGCAUCCCUGUAGUGCUUAAGGACACGAGCCACCACGCCGGCAUGCUUAAAGGCAGUCCGGCCCGAGGCUUCUUCCACAGCCCCCACCACCACCACCACCACCCUUACAUAGACUUCUUCCCUCGGACUCACAGCCUCCUCCACCCGCUCAAGUCCCUCGGACGUCUCGUGUCUGACGCCCAGGGUUCCUUGCCGCUCGGCCUGCACGGCGGAGCCCCCCAGUUCCCCUACCACGCCUCAGUCCUGCACGAGCACAUGAUGAACGCCUCCGGGAUGCCCUACCUGAGCCAGAUGUUACCGGGUCACCCGCUGCACUCCAAACCGGAGGAGCUGGCUGCGGUGGUGACGGAGCACGCGGCCGGCCCGCUGUCCACAGACUUCAGCAGCCCGUCCAGUGAGAGGUCCUCCUCUGUCCCCUCCUCUGUCCCCUCGGCCUCACCGCCUAAAGACACUUCGUUUCGGCUCCGGAGCGCAGAGAAGUCGCCAGAGAAAACGCGCACGUGUUAUAAUUUCAGCGAGGACGACUUGUUCAUGGUUCUGUACGGUUACUCUGGCAACCAUGAUCGGAACGUGGGGCACGCGAUAUCCGGGUUGGCUCUACCGGAAAAGUCAGUUUCUGACUCUCACAUUAUCGCCCUGGAUAAAGUUGCGCUCGAACUUCCAGAAGGGUUAACCAUCCUCCAGGCAGCGUGGGGAAACGUGACGCAUCGUGGAAUAUUUACGGAUAAAAGCAGCAUCCCAAAAGGCACGCGCUUCGGACCUUUCCAGGGGAAGCUGGUCAACACCAGCGAGAUUAAGACAUACGACGACAACACCUUAAUGUGGGAGGUGUUUGAAAACGGCCGAUUGAGUCACUUUGUUGACGGCAGAGGAGGAUCAGGAAACUGGAUGUCUUUGGUGAAGUGUGCUCGCUUCCCGGACGAGCAGAACCUGAUCGCUGUGCAGGUCCAGGGUCAGAUCUUCUAUGAGGCCUGCAAAGAGAUCAGGCCCGGGCAGGAGCUGCUGGUGUGGUAUGGGGAUUGCUACAUGCAGUUCCUCGGCAUCCCUCUUACUCUGAAAGACUCCAGAGAGGAGAACAGUGCGGUUUCUUCUGCUGAAGAUUCUGGUGAGGGUUUCAAGUGCGACAGAUGUGGGAAAGUGUUUGCUUACAAGUACUACAGAGACAAACACCUGAAGUACACGCGCUGCGUGGACCAAGGCGACAGGAAGUUCCCCUGUCACCUCUGCAACAGAUCCUUCGAGAAGAGAGACAGAUUAAGGAUCCACAUUCUACACGUGCACGAGAAACACCGACCUCACAAGUGCUCAGUGUGUGGAAAGAGUUUCUCCCAGUCUUCUAGUCUCAACAAACAUAUGCGCGUGCACUCUGGAGAGAGACCUUACAAGUGUGUCUACUGUAAUAAGGCCUUCACUGCCUCCAGUAUACUCCGCACACACAUCCGGCAGCACUCAGGAGAGCGGCCCUUCAAGUGUAAGCACUGCGGGAAGGCCUUCGCCUCUCACGCCGCCCACGACAGCCACGUCCGCCGGACUCACGCCAAGGACAAGCCGCAUCCCUGCGAGCUGUGCGGGGUUGGUUUUCAAGAGGAGCAGGAGCUUCAGAACCACAUUAAAAACCACCACAAAAAGAUCCAGGACAGUACCGUUCUCCAGUCUACAGCGGGCAGUGGAUUACAGGAGGGAUCUGUGUUCGCAGUGAAGGACGAUCCCAAAGCACAGAAAAACUGUCCUUACUCCGGGUUAACAGUUUUGAAUCCGGAAUAUCGGCCCUGGAACUAAUCUUUUAUGUGCUAAACUGUUCUCAGAAAGUUCUGUAUAGUCGUGUAUAAUGGGCUGCAGAUUGUGUGGAACAAAUAUCUCAAAAAGACUCAAAGCUGGAACACUGUGGUGAAGUCAUCGAAGACAUAUAACAAGGAGCUACAAGGAUCUUGUGUUUUUUUUUCUUCAUGUAAAUGCUGCUUGAUAAAGGGUUGUUCUAUGGAUCUAUUUAAAUAGGCUCAUCUUUAUUUAAAUUGUUGACAAAAAUAUGUCUACAUCUAUUUAUAAUGUGUUUGAAUACAUUGUCUGUUGUUUUGUGGCUUAAAGCUUUCUCUCUGCAACAAUCGUCUUAACCUACUGUAAUUAAUUAUUAUUAUUAUUAUUAUUAUUGUUGUUGUUAUUAUUAUUAUUAUUAUAUUAUUAUAAUUAUUUUUACAUUGGGUUUUCUUGCAUCGACUAAUGCUUGGAAAGCAAAGGUAGCCUGUGUUUUAUCAUUGUAGAUUGGAGCCUGUUUGUGUACAAAUAAAUGUUAUACAUUCUCUUAAUUUAUUAUCAUAUUUUCUACUGUAAUGUAAGGCUGCAUAGCAAUCAAAAUUGCCUUGGUUUGUCCUCUAUGUGCAU
Molecule: messenger RNA, 2397 nt
Organism: Labrus bergylta (ballan wrasse)
Lineage: Eukaryota; Metazoa; Chordata; Actinopteri; Labriformes; Labridae
Source: RefSeq, a predicted model, not a curated record